AUGGGUACAUUGGUGUUGCGGGUGUUGUCCAAAUCGUCUUGCCUGCAUAGACCGGACAAGGGAGGCACUGAGGUUGCUUUUCCAAUCUUUUCCACAGGUUCCCCUUCUCUACCGCUGGAAGGGCUGGGGACCGGUUCAGAAUUACGUUACGCGCGGGAUCUUCAUUCAUAUAAUUUCUUGGCUUUUCUGAUCACAGGGUGUUACGGCAAAACCUUGGACCAGCUUACGGCCAACCUGGACGAGGAUUCUCCAGACCUGUCCCACGCAGUGAAGCAGGAGGUACGGAUGGGCAAGACGGUUGCCUUCAUCACUUCGGACUCAAUCAAAGCUGACCUGGGCAAAUCCUUGUUCGUAUCAUUUCCCUUGGCCGAGCUCAUGGACUUUAUAUCUCAGGUUGAGUCAUGUCGUUUGCGGCUGUACUUGAAAUCUCGCUCCUUGGAACUGGCCUCUAGCACAUGCAAGAUUACAGAGCAGGAGCUGAGAGAGAUGAACUGGUCGUUGUUUAACGGACAGAAGCCAGCAGAGACCAUCCGUGAUUACACCACGCUGUUGAUUGCCUGCCCUAACACCGAGCUCUUGGCAACUUGCCAGGUGACUUUUGCCGACAUACUUCCACAUGUCUUCCCGGCUCUUUGCGACGCUUGGAGGCGCCUGUGCCUGCCCACAGAAAAGGUCAAAACACAGCUUCUCGGUAUCGGGCUCAUGGACGUGGAGACGGCUCAGAAGUGGCUCAGCGACAUCUCCAAGCGCCCGAUGUGUUGUAUCGGAGACCCUUUCGUGCAGGUGGCUUUACAUGUCGCAGACAACGGGAGGAGCGCUGGCAAAACGCAGGCAUUGGUGGAGAUGAUGCGGGAGUUGUCAGUCGCGCACAGAUCUGGGAGGGCCGAGAAGUCGUUGAUCAAGAAACAUGUGCACGAGGAGACAUUGGGUGGUUCCAAAAAGCGGGCGGGCCAGCAAGCCUGUGGAAUGGUCAAUGCGUGUAAGGCUGUGAAGAGGCACAGGGCAAUUUCUGCAAUGAACGUUUUCCAGCAGGAGUGUUUCAAAGGCCAGAGAGUGCGUAUUGGCACACCUGAGUACAAGGCAGUGCAGCAGAGGGUAAAGGACCAGUGGCAAUGCAUGAGUGCAGCAGAUCGCGAGAUUUACGCUCAACGAGCAGCAGAGCAGAACGUUCACAAGGAUAUUUGCGCCAAACGCUCCUUGAGAGAUGUUGCUGCGGCCAAGGCAUCAGCAGCUCCUGGAAAAGACUCUCUGAUCUGCGGCUGCACUAGUGGUUUCAAUGGCUUCUGGCUGUUUGUCAGUUGUGAAAUCAGACCAGCAAACAUUCCCAGCCGAUUCAGUUUGUCCAGGUCGCAGCACAAGCGACUGGGACAGCGUCAGCUUGAUCACUCACUUCAUCAGUUGGCAACCCACCCAGCUUGGAAGUCUGGCCUUGGGAUCAGCAAUCACGUGGCCGCCCUGGACCCACAAUUGGUUCAGGAAAUCGAUUGCGAGGAAGCAGCAGAACAAAUCAAGGAUGCUUUUGAGUAUGAUGCUGAACCCGUGCAGAAUCCAGAAUCCAUGCCGCGAAUGUUCUGUUCUUGUCAGGAGUCACACCCAGGUCUGUGCAAGGCGGAUGAUUGUUUUGCUCAUGUCCAGACUGCCGUGCAGCAAUUUCAACAGUGUCUGGAAGAGAAGAAGAUUCAAGGGUGUGCUCUUCUGAAACUCACGAAUGUCACUGAAGUUGCUGAGCCUUCGUCAUCUUCAUCGCAGCCUAGCCAGAUUGUGCCCGCGACACAAUGGUUUCUUAUGGGCUGUGUGAGCAAGCGGCCCUUGUGUCAUGUGCUCGGCAAGCUGGUUCCACAUCAGGAGGUGGCAAACGUUGUUACCCCAGAUGUGCGGGAAGAUUCUUGGCAGUUACAGACGAUGCAUGCUGUGCUGCGUGAUGUAGCCAAAAAAACACCAGGGCUCUCAGCAAAUAUGUGCGUGGAAGUUUGCUGGCACGAGUUUGAAGCUGUGGGUUGCAAUACGGCUCCCAACCAUCUUCUCGUGGGCACAAUGCUGUCGCAGUUUCGGGUCGGCCCCCGUGUGGUGCUACCUGCCAGAACCCGGGGAGUGAAAGUUGUCCCCCAACUUCCAUUCGGAAUGCAAUUGAGUGCUUCGCGCAAAACUCCAAGGAACAAGGUCGCCACGGCCAAAGGCAAGUGCAAGCCCCCAACAUCCGACGCCCAGAACGUUCCCCAAACACAUGAGGCCAUGCAAGAGCCAGCUUCCGGUGUUCUCGACGACGCAGCGCCAGACCGUUUUGCGUUUGUGUUCCAGGAGAUGCAUGAUCACAGUCCAUUGGCUCCAGGACAUUUGAACCCCGAUACGGUCACUGAGGUUGUGUCCGUUGCACAGAGCUUGCAAGGCCAGUUUGUGGAUGAGGCUGAAGAUGUGGCAGUGCCCUCCGGGCCUUCGCCAGCCGCUCGGCCUCCUACGCAGCCGCUUCCAUCAUCAUCUCGCUUCAACGACACUUUGGGGUUGCUUGGCUACACAGCGGCAAAGAGACGUUCUACGUGCAUGUCUUGUUCGCAGCCAAUCCACAAGGGCGAUGAGAAGUUUGAAUACUCGCACUCAUUAACGAAGCCUCACAAAUCACUGCAUCCGGAGUGUGUGGGUCAGAUCGCACCGUCUGCUGUGGAGCCGUCCAUUGCGUGGCUCCGGGCAGAGAUUUCUUCCAUGGGGUUGCAGCCAUCCCUGCGAGAUAGAAGACUGAUUUUCCAGGGAGCACUUGAAACGUUAGAAAGGAGCCGUCAGUGGAUUCAGCCGUGA
Symbiodinium sp. CCMP2456 is the source of this 2790-nucleotide messenger RNA. The record is from the annotation of a GenBank genome assembly. NCBI's taxonomy places the organism in Eukaryota, Dinophyceae, Suessiales, Symbiodiniaceae.